Messenger RNA from Lolium rigidum, 927 nucleotides. RefSeq names its product bidirectional sugar transporter SWEET15-like. The record is from RefSeq and is a predicted model, not a curated record. Gene Ontology annotation, molecular function: sugar transmembrane transporter activity. Lineage: Eukaryota; Viridiplantae; Streptophyta; Magnoliopsida; Poales; Poaceae. Gene Ontology annotation, biological process: carbohydrate transport. The transcript is spliced from 4 exons. Bases 1 to 927 code for a protein of 308 amino acids. Gene Ontology annotation, cellular component: membrane.
AUGGCUUUCUUGAACAUGGAACAGCACACCUGGGCCUUCACCUUUGGAAUCUUAGGUAACAUAAUCUCGCUAAUGGUGUUCCUUUCACCGCUCCCGACGUUCUACCGCGUGUACCGCAAGAAGUCGACGGAGGGGUUCCAGUCCACCCCGUACGUGGUCUCGCUCUUCAGCUGCAUGCUCUGGAUGUACUACGCCUUCCUCAAGUCCGGCGCCGAGCUCCUCCUCACCAUCAACGGCGUGGGCUGCGUCAUCGAGACGCUAUACAUCGCCAUGUACCUGCUGUACGCGCCCAAGACUGCCAGGCUCCUCACGGCCAAGCUCUUCCUGGGGCUCGACGUGGGGCUCUUCGGCCUCAUCGCCCUCGUCACCAUGCUCGUCUCCAGGGGCGACCUCCGCGUCCACGUCGUCGGCUGGGUCUGCGUAGCCGUCGCGCUCUGCGUCUUCGUCGCUCCCCUCAGCAUCAUCAGGCUUGUGAUCCGGACCAAGAGCGUGGAGUUCAUGCCCAUCUCCCUCUCCUUCUUCCUCGUGCUCAGCGCCGUCAUCUGGUUCGCCUACGGCGCGCUCAAGAAGGACAUCUUCGUGGCCGUGCCCAACCUGCUGGGAUUCGUCUUCGGCGUCGCGCAGAUGGCGCUCUACAUGGCGUACCGGAAAAAGAACCCUGCGACGACCACGGUGGUGCACCAGCUGGAGAUCAUGAAGCUGCCGGAGCACGUGAAGGACACCAGCAAGGGCGGCACGCCCACCGAGGGCAGGGUCAGCUGCGGCGCCGAGGUGCACCCCAUCGUCGACGCGCUGCCGACGUCCGCGGACGACCAGGCGGCGGUGGCAAUCGACGAAGAAGAAGCCACCCGCGACGACCGCAACAUGCUCAUCAGGCCGGAGCAGGCGAUCAGGCCUGACAUGGCCAUUAUUGUUGUCCAAGUGUAG